Molecule: messenger RNA, 3291 nt
Organism: Danaus chrysippus (African queen)
Lineage: Eukaryota; Metazoa; Arthropoda; Insecta; Lepidoptera; Nymphalidae
Source: the annotation of a GenBank genome assembly
AUGUGUUGCAUUGUAUUUAUACAAGUCAUAGGGGUUUUUAUGACUUCCCUGUUAAACCAUGUUCAGUCUGCUCAAACCUUGGAUACUUAUAAAUCAUCGAAAGAAAGAUAUGCCGCAGAACUAAGUGAAUGUACCUUGUUCCAAAAGCAAUGUUUACACCUCGACGAAGAUCUCGCUCUUCUGUUUUGUGCUUUAAGCACUACACACAAUAAUAAGACGCAAGUUCCUUUUUUGUGUCAACACAAAAUUUGGACUCAUCAGGCUGGAUUACUUGAUAGUACAUAUCUUGAAAAUAAAUUAAAGGAUCCUUGUCAGGAAGAACCAAAUAUUCUGGAUUGUCUCAGUUCAAAUAUAAAUACCAUAGACUGCAUAUUAAAGCAAGCACCAAUUUUGAAGACUAAAUCUUGUGCAAGGGUGGUAAAUAAAAUUGAAUCUUUAAUUUUUAAUGAUUGGCAGAUCACAGGUAAUUUUUUGAAAAAUUGUCUGGAUGAUGUUGAAGCCCAUGAAUGUGGAAGAAUACCACCAGAUCCUACAACUCUGUCUCAGACACAUACACUAAAAUGCCUUCAGAAAUUUGAGAUGUCACUUAACCCCAACUGCCAAUCUGAAAUAUCCUCACUCAAAGAGAUGAAGUAUAAUACACUUCAUUUAGAUAAAAUGAUAUUUGCUGCUUGUAAUUUAGAUCAGAAAAACUUUUGUCCUGAUGAAGUACCAGAUUCAUUAUUAUUGUACAAAUGUCUUGUUAGACAUAAAUAUGAAAAUGGGAUGUCCAAACGUUGCCAGGAUCAAUUAUUUUAUACACAACGAACAAUGGUGCAGAACUAUAAAAUGAGCAAAGGCUUGGUUAAAUCCUGCAAGGAGGACAUUCGUAAAUACCACUGUCGAAAAGGUGUAGUUGAAGAUAAAGAUGUCCGUCUUGCACAAAUUUUACUGUGUUUAGAAAAUGUUACCCGCAAUGACAGCACAAAACUCUCUCCAGAAUGUGUUGCGGAAAUGACAGAUCAUAGAAAAAUGCUAAUGGAUGAUUACAGGUUAUCACCGGAAUUAAUGAAGAAUUGUGCAAAUGACAUAACUAUGCUAUGUAGAGGUAUUGAAACUGGUGGGAAAACAAUUCAUUGUCUAAUGGACCAUGCAAGGCCGAGGAGGAGAAAAGAUAAAAGGAUCAGCUUAGCAUGUCAAAGGUCUUUAGAAAUUCUUGUACAAGAAGCAGACCCUGGCGAAGACUGGCGAGUAGAUCCGAUUUUACGUAAAGCCUGCAAACCAGUUGUAGAUACAGCAUGCAGAGAGGUCAAUGGUGGGAAUGGCAGAGUUAUGUCCUGUCUUAUGGAAAAACUGGGAACUGUUCUCAUGACUACUGAAUGUGAAGCUGCUUUGAUGCAAAUACAAUAUUUUAUUUCUAGAGAUUUCAAAUUAGAUCCCCAGUUAUAUAAAGCUUGUAAAUAUGAUGCAGUCACCCAGUGCAAAGCCAAAUUGAAAUGGUCUGAUGCAAGUGAACAUCAAUCUGAGAAAGAUCCUCUUGUGUUGCCCUGUCUCUAUAACUAUGCCUAUGACUCAAAUCUGAGGGGCAUAUUAAAACCAGUUUGUGAACAGCAAGUAAGGAGAGUCAUGAGACAAAGGGCCGUCAGUGUUGAUUUACUGCCUGAAAUAGCUGAUAAUUGCAUGGAUGACUUAACAAAUUUAUGUUUUGAAAAUACUGGUAAAGGUGAAGAAAUAUUGUGCUUACAAAGUAAAAUUAAAGAUCUAACUCCAAAAUGUAAAGAUGUUGUUACAAAUUUUACUGAAACUCAGAGUGGUCAUAUAGAGUUAAAUGCUGUUGUAAGUAUAAACUGUAGAGUUCCAAUAGAAAAGUUGUGUUCCUCUGAACUAAAGAGUAAGAAGGAUGAAGAUGAUAUUUUGGAGUGUCUAAUUAUGCACAAAAAUGAUGCAGAGAUAAAAGCCAAUGUUAAAUGCAGGGCAGCUAUAGAACAUGAACAAUUGAUUUCACUUAAGAAUUAUAGAUUUACUAGAAAAUUUAAAAACGCAUGUAAAUCUUAUGUAGUUAGGUUUUGUCCGAAAGCACAAACAAAAUUACAGGUUGUUAUGUGUUUAAGUGAAAUAAUAAGAAACGAUACUAUCACGAGACGAAAGCAUACUAUUUAUAAGGAAUGUCGUCAGCAGCUUCGAAGUCAACUUUUCCAACAAAAAGAAAAUAUCGAUCUCGAUCCUGAUCUAAAAGAGGCUUGCAGAAAGGACUUGCAAGAAUUUUGUCCGACCAUACCUCAUGGAGAAUCAGCUGCUUUAGAAUGCUUACAAACAGCAAAAGUAAAACUAAGCGAAGGUUGUAGAAAAGCUUUAUUUGUUGUUAGGAAACAGGAAUUUGCAGACAAUGCUAUCGAUUACCAUUUGGUUAAAAGCUGCAGCGAUAUGAUAGACUUGUACUGUCAUAAUACUGAACCAACAGUCCUAUUAGAUUGUUUGAAGGCACAUCGACAGGAAGACGAUUUUGAUAACAACUGCAAAAUUGUUGUCAUUAAUAGAAUGAUAGAACAAAAUAUGGACUAUCGAUUUAAUAAUAACUUGCAAAAUGCAUGCGAUGGCGAUAUAAAAAAAUAUUGUAGUAACGUUAUUUUAAAUGAACCAAAAGAUGUCGAACUUCGUGGAAAAGUUCUUUAUUGCUUAAAAGAAAAGUUUAGGGAGUCCAAAUUAGAAAAAAAAUGUGAAAACGAACUGGCUAAUGUCUUGAGAGAACAAGCUUUAAAUUAUCGCUUAGAUCCACUGUUAGGGAAACUUUGCAAAGCUGAAAUUCAAACAAUAUGCGCAGUACCCAAUGACUCCAUAACAAACUCUGAUGGUCAGGUUGAAGAAUGUCUAAAGAAUGCCCUAUUGAACCACAAAAUAGUGUCUGCAGAAUGUGCCCAGGAAGUUGUUCAAAUUAUAGAAGAAACCGAGGUUGAUAUUGAAGCUGAUCCUUUAUUAGAACGAGCCUGUGCCUUGGAUCUGCUCAAGUACUGCAAAGAUCUCGAACACGGAGCUGGCAGACGAUUGAAAUGUUUGAAAAUUAUCUUAAAUGACAGCAAUAGAAAACUAGAGAAUGAAUGCCAGAAAGAAUUAUCAAGUAGACUGGAAAUGUAUAGAUAUGUUGCACAAGUAAAUGUAAUCGAAAACUUGGGAGAUGUCUACACUGAAAUAUCAUCUUCACCAUCUAAGAAAUAUUUUCUAGUUGUAGGGAUAUCAAUUGUGGGCUUAAUUUUUAUAUUUGGUUUAUAUUGUGGUCGUAUGACAAAAAGGGCUAUGUAUAUAAAGAGAAAAUAG